Messenger RNA from Gamsiella multidivaricata, 1278 nucleotides. RefSeq names its product cytoskeletal-regulatory complex EF hand-domain-containing protein. The record is from RefSeq and is a predicted model, not a curated record. Gene Ontology annotation, biological process: endosomal transport; endocytosis; actin filament organization. Lineage: Eukaryota; Fungi; Mortierellomycota; Mortierellomycetes; Mortierellales; Mortierellaceae. Gene Ontology annotation, molecular function: calcium ion binding; protein binding. The transcript is spliced from 7 exons. The coding region runs from base 1 to 1278 and encodes 425 amino acids. Gene Ontology annotation, cellular component: plasma membrane; cytoplasm.
AUGGACAUGUCUCAGGCAGAACGCCAGAAGUACGCCGAGAUAUUCACCAGUCUCAACCCCACGAAUGGCUACAUCACUGGCGUCCAGGCACGACAGAUCUUCAUGAACUCUGGACUUCAUGUUGUCAAACUGGGUCAGAUUUGGGAUAUUUGCGAUAUUGACAAGGAUGGCAACAUGGAUUUUGACGAGUUUUGUCUGGCGCUUCGUUUUGUAUACGCCUCUAUCAACGGCGAGAUCUCGGACAUUCCAGCAUCACUUCCUCCACACAUGAUACCGCCAUCAAAGGCCCAUUACUUCGGUAACCAAGGAUAUAACCAGUCGUACAUGCAACAGCCUCAGCCUACAGGAGCGUUCAUGACACCGCCUCAGUCUUACGGCCAGCAGGGCUCGAAUUAUUCUGCCAUCUCUGCACUCGACUCGGCGGUGGCGGUAACAGGCAACUUAUCGGACGAUUUUGAUUGGUACAUUGCUCCGUCCGACCGAUCCAACUACGAAACUAUCUACAAGAAUAAUGUUCAACUGUCUUCAGGCGAAGUGCGAAUGGGUCAAUUUGAAGAAUUAUACCAGGCAUUGCAGAUUCCUAGAGAAGAUAUUAAUGCUGCCUGGUCGCUGGUCAACGUCCAUUCAGCACCUCAGAUCGGAAAGGAGCAGUGCAUUGUGUUUUUCCAUAUUCUCAACAGCCGACGACUCGGAAAGCGUGUCCCGAAUACUCUUCCAGGCGCUCUCCGGACCUCUUUCUUGGGUGGCUCCAACUUUGCUCUUUCUGACAACUAUGCUGUCGACGAAAUCCGUCAGCAGGCAGGAAGACCUUCUGUACCGCUCUCAUUCGCAACAAAAUCUGCAUUCUCUAGUGAAAAGGGCCACGCUAUCGCCGGUGACUACUUGAGCCGAUUGAACCAGAAGGACCAUGCUGCCCACGAAACGCAAGCACAGGAGGAGCGGUUAAAACAUGAGCUGGAGAGCAUUAAGCGACAGAUCGAGGAUGCUGAGCAGAAGUCACGGUUGAACCGCGGAGACAUCGGCGUAGCUGUUAAGGAGCUACAAGAAUUACUUGCAUACAAACAGCAGCAGGUGCUUAACGAUGAUGCAUCGAUUCUUGACCGGCAGCUACUGGACCAGGAUCGCGAGAUCCAGCGACAGCGCGAUGCCCUGAAGCAGUUGGACAAGGUGAUGCAGGGUCUCCGUGAGCAAAAAGAUCUGCUUGAGACACAUCUUGCAGAUUCCGAGAGUGAGCUCCGUGAAAGUCAACGCGAGGCAGAGAGUUUGAGAGGACGCUAG